UACUUUUCAACAUACCCUUACACUAUGACAAGCGACUCCAUGGCAGCAUUUCCGCGAUACAGACGGCAUAUCAUUGAUAUCCGUUCAGGAGUCGAGCGCCUACAAAUAAUGAAUCCAACCAACGGUUACUUGGCGUUUAGCUUCAGGUCUUUGAAUGAACAAUCAUGGACGGUCUUUCCCUCCUCAGGAAUCAUCGAACCAACAGCCAACGCAACCAUUGAAAUCAAGAUUAAAAACCUCACCAAGUUCUCCAAUAGAACGUACCAGUUCAAACUGCAGUGGAUUGAAGUCAAGCGUACUGGAUUGAUUGCCAACUACGUGGAGAAGAAUAAGCAACAAUUCAGCCUUGAACGAACUCCCAGCAAUCUGCUGAGUAUUUUGUUGGCGCAGGAUCUUCACGAAGAGUCCAUGAUUCAGGAACGAUUGCUAUGUGUAAAUCUGUCGACUAAUAUCAAAGAUGAAUACCUAAAGCAAGCGUCCUCAGCAUCGUCCGUGCGUCGAUACCAGCUAAAAGCAGUACCGCAGUCAGCGUCCAGGAAUGUCGAAUUAAAUGCUGCUUUGCCAAUUUUAUUUUCCACCACCAGACCUUCCGGAAAGACAUCAAUACUUUCGCUGCGGAAUGUGGCAAAGGACUCAAUCUUAGUUUACAAAAUCCUCGUGUACGGCAAACAGCGUCCUUUAUUUUCUGUACAUAAUAGCUGGGGAAUCAUCCAACCCGACAGCCGAACCACCAUUCAAUUCAAGUCACAUGGUGACACUGGUAUCAAAACUCAAGGAGGUCUUUUCAAAAUGCUUUGGUGUCUCAUCCCACUGAAAGGAGAGAUAGGAGAAUGGAUUGGGGAAAAUGUACAUAACAACUCGCAUCAACUGCAAGAAAUUCAAGCUCGGUUUCCCGGAGUUCGAGUAAAUACGGCAAUGCUCCGAACUACCUUAUUAGCAGACAACGCCGAGGCUCAAAUGGACGACAGACACGUAGCCAAGGACAUCAAGAGCUCGCCGAAAACCAACUCUAAUCGAAAGCUAGUACUUAAAUGUGUGAUGGGAAAAUCCCUUGGCAUAUACCAGUGGCAGUAAUUUUAGUCAUAACAAAUGUACCAUAGUUUAACAGAUUACCAUCAGACGUGGUGUGUAUAGCGCACCUGUAAAGCAAUAUAAUCAUAAAUCGCCCAUCUCCACUG
Molecule: messenger RNA, 1178 nt
Organism: Umbelopsis ramanniana AG
Lineage: Eukaryota; Fungi; Mucoromycota; Umbelopsidomycetes; Umbelopsidales; Umbelopsidaceae
Exons: 1
Coding region: 25-1074 (349 amino acids)
Source: RefSeq, a predicted model, not a curated record